GGGGGAGAAGUUUGGGAUAUGGGGGGCGGUUCACAUCUGCUCCCCCUCAGUAACCACCGAAGUGCCUCGGCCAUGGGGUAAAUCGGAUCCUAGGGGGUGUCUGCGCAGCCUUAAGGGCAGGAAUCCACGGCGGGGGACGGGACAUCGGCAUCUCCCACCCCCCGCAGCAUUUUCYCACUGGAAGCUCCAAUUUCAAAGCACCGGGAGAGGCGGGCGAGACCCCCCGCAAGCCCCCGCGCACGGCGGCCRCAAGCGCAGCGAGCUGAGCAGUCCGCAUCCUUCUCCCCAGGCCGGCUGGGGCGGGGGGUUUACUGCGUGUGCCCCGCAAAGCUCCUCUCCCUCUCUGUUUCUGUUUCAAUUUUAUCCCGCCUUUUUUUUUGUGCCUCCUUUUCCCUAUUUGCGCCGGGGCAGCACCAUCACGUGAGGCGGGCCGGGCUGGACGCGGCUCCUUGGGGCGCGCCGGUGCCGGGGGGCGCCGGACACGCACCCUGAGCCCGACCUUUGCCCCACAUCCCUGCCCCAAAUUGGGGACUGGAUCGGGGCGUGUGUUGGUUUGCAGGAGGCGGCGCUGGCUCACUCUCGCUCCCCCCGGAUUUUUUUCCCUGCGGUUGUUGGGGGUUGGGGGAGGUGGAGCCUGGGGCCGCCCCCGUGGGCAGGUGCCGGAUGGCGGCGGGAGCCCUGACCCCCGGCACUUCCAACUCGGCGCAGGAAUUCCCGGGCUCCCCCGCCAACAGCCCCCCGGCCGGAGGGGUGCCCCCGGCCAUCGACCUGGUGCUGGGAGCCACGGCCGGCUGCUUGGCCUGCUUCCUCACCAACCCGCUGGAGGUGGUGAAGACGCGGCUGCAGCUGCAGGGCGAGCUGCAGCCCCCGGGCACGUACCCGCGGCCCUACCGCGGGGUGCUGCGGGCGGCCGUGGCCGUGUGCCGGGCGGACGGGCUCUGGGGUCUGCAGAAAGGGCUGGCGGCCGGGCUGCUCUACCAGGGGCUCAUGAACGGCGUCCGUUUCUACUGCUACUCCCACGCCGAGGACGCUGGCUGGACCGAGUAUCCCGGCGGGACCGUGGCCGCUGGGGCCUUGGCCGGGGCGGUGGGAGCCAUUGUGGGCAGCCCCGCGUACCUGGUCAAGACCCACCUCCAAGCCCAGACACUUUCAGCCAUGGCCGUGGGCCACCAGCACAACCAUGAGAGCAUCUCUGGUGCUUUCAAGAGCAUCUACCAGCAGCACGGGGUGGYGGGGCUGUGGCGGGGGGUGACGGGCGCCGUGCCCCGCGUGGCCGUGGGCUCUGCUGUGCAGCUCGCCACCUUCGCCUCUGCCAAGGACUGGGUCUGUGAGCACCAGUGGUUCAGCAAGGGCAGCUGGGCGGCCGUGCUGGCGGGGGGCAUGGUGAGCGGUGUGGCCGUGGCUGUGACAAUGACACCUUUUGACGUGAUCAGCACCCGUCUCUACAACCAGCCAGUGGAUGCUGACGGCACGGGCAAGCUCUACCGGGGUUUUUUGGAUUGUAUCCUGCAAAUAUCCAGCAGAGAGGGGCUGCUGGGCUUAUACAAGGGCAUCGGCGCUGUCUACCUCCGCCUUGGCCCCCACACCGUCCUCAGCCUCUUCUUUUGGGACAAGCUCAGGAACAUGGUGCAGCACCAGCAGCCCCCAGGGCUGUAGGACAAACUCCUGCCAUUACCACCGAUGUUAAUAAAGAGGUUUUUCUAUSUUGGGCGUCA
This is a messenger RNA of Malurus melanocephalus (red-backed fairy wren), 1715 nucleotides long. It is a transcript of the gene SLC25A34, whose product is annotated as solute carrier family 25 member 34. Bases 664 to 1656 code for a protein of 330 amino acids. The transcript is spliced from 5 exons. Lineage: Eukaryota; Metazoa; Chordata; Aves; Passeriformes; Maluridae. The record is from RefSeq and is a predicted model, not a curated record.